Messenger RNA from Sclerotinia borealis F-4128, 702 nucleotides. The record is from the annotation of a GenBank genome assembly. Lineage: Eukaryota; Fungi; Ascomycota; Leotiomycetes; Helotiales; Sclerotiniaceae.
AUGUCACCCCCUUCAACCAAAGCAAUUAUUCUGAUCUCCGGCAAUGGUUCUAAUCUUCAAGCACUCAUCGACGCUUCCUUGACUGCUUUACCGUAUUUGAAUAUAAUUCGAGUAAUUUCAAACCGAAAGACUGCGUAUGGACUUACUCGUGCACAAAAAGCUUCGAUACCAACUACAUAUCACAAUUUGUUGGCUGGAAAGUAUCACACAAAGGAUGAGAAGGACCCCGCAAUCAUACAAGCUGCACGAGAAAAGUAUGAUACAGAUCUCGCAGAUCUCGUGAUUGCAGAGCAGCCUGAUAUCAUCAUCUGUGCAGGCUGGAUGCAUAUCCUCGCACCAACAUUUAUUGAUCCCUUGGCUGCAAAAAAUAUUCCCAUCAUAAAUCUUCAUCCAGCGCUUCCAGGAAAAUAUGAUGGUGCGAAUGCGAUUAAGCGGGCAUACGCGGAUUUCCAACAGGGCAAGUUGGAGCAUGACAGAACGGGCAUGAUGAUUCAUUAUGUCAUCAGCGAGGUUGAUAGAGGAACACCAAUACUGGUGAGAGAGAUAGAUUGCAAGAGCUCCGAGACCUUGGACGAAUUGGAAGUGAGAAUGCAUGAAGUGGAGCACCAACUUAUUGUUGAGGGAACGGCAUUGGCGAUAAUAGAGCUUUGGGCUCAAAGGAGUAAUGUAAUGCUUCCACUAGGAGUUCUUGAAUUCCAUUGA